Molecule: messenger RNA, 1059 nt
Organism: Klebsormidium nitens
Lineage: Eukaryota; Viridiplantae; Streptophyta; Klebsormidiophyceae; Klebsormidiales; Klebsormidiaceae
Source: the annotation of a GenBank genome assembly
GUCAGAGUCACUGGCAGGGUCAGAGUCAGAGCCUCAUCUUGGCGACGCAGACGGUGUUGCCAGGUACCUGGUUGUUUAGCAGCGGAAGUCCUGCCACCCCGUGUCCUGCUGAAGUCAGGUGCCUGAGGACACGUCUGGUAUACGUUUUUUUUCCAGCAUUCGAGAUUACUUUUACAUUUGAGAUAAUCCUGUUUUGGCGCAAGGCGGUUGCUCUGCACGACAAGGCUUACAGGCAAUUUCCCCUGGAGCUUCAUGGCGCAGACGGCGAGCAGUCUGCACGUUUCCUGUUCUGUGUUCCACACCCCGGGCCCGUCAUAUGGUGCCAGAGAAAAGACGCGCACUGCAGCUUUUGAGGCAAUCCCAAGAAGUGCAAAGGCGAAUCUUGUGCUGACUUCUAGUCAGGGGUGGAUUCAUGCAGACGGUGGUUUUGGAAACAAUGCCAAGGGGCAUAGCACUACUGCUUGUAAAAGGUGGCACUGUCGGAGACAACUAGCUGGACGCCAGCUCGCGGCUGAAUCUGUCUGCAGGGAUUGUAAAGCGGACCGUUUGCAGAAAAGGCAAGGCGUUAAAGCGCAUGCUGGCCCCUCAGAAUCAGACGACCUUGACCAGGAGAAGCUUGAAAAAGCUGAAGUGACAAAUAAGUUCCCCAGCAUUCCCAGGUUUCUGCGGGAGAGCCCUCCUGCUCGGUUCCUGGCUUCCGCCUUCUCGCAAGGGGAUGGAUCGGCAGAAACUGGUGGUGGUUCAAUGCGGAAGCAAGUCGUCGCUGCCUUUAUGGUGGCGCUUGCUUUGACCGGCGCAGUGGCAGUUACAGAGCCCUCAGGGGCCUUUGUGACGGCCCCCCCCAGGAGGCUCCAGGGGGAUGAGUUGCAGACUGUGAACCUCUUCCAGAAGAACACGCCGUCGGUAGUGUACAUAACCAACCUCGCUGUAAGGCGGGACCAGUUCACCCUAGAUAUUAUGGCUGUGCCCCAGGGCUCUGGAUCCGGUUUCAUUUGGGACAAGCAGGGCAACAUUGUGACAAACUACCACGUCAUCAGGGGCGCUUCUGACCUCAGGUGC